AGAUCGCCCCGCCCACCUGACCCGCCUCUGCGCCGCCGGGCUGCGUGAGUCUCAUGAGCGUGCGCUGGUACGUCAUCUUCGCGCGACGUUCGGUUCGCUGUGUGUGUCGCCGGCUCCUUGAGGGUCCAUGUGAUUUUUACGCCAGUGCUGCUGAACUGUGCAGGCUAGGGAGCUGGCACAGUCCGAUUAAUUGUCCUUGGGUCGAGGUGUCUCGUCGGACCCUUUGGGGCUCAGUGGAGAAUUAAGGCAAAGUCACUGUAAUUAUUUCUAAUACCAAUUCCAAAAUAGUGACUCUUGGACAAUAGUGCAAUUAUAUGGAAUUAUGGCUGGUUAUAAGCCUGUAGCUAUUCAGACAUAUCCUAUACUUGGUGAAAAAAUCACCCAAGAUACACUGUACUGGAACAACUAUAAGACCCCUGUUCAGAUUAAGGAAUUUGGUGCAGUUUCAAAAGUAGACUUUUCUCCUCAGCCUCCAUAUAAUUAUGCUGUCACAGCUUCCUCAAGAAUUCACAUUUAUGGCCGAUACUCCCAAGAACCUAUAAAAACCUUUUCUCGAUUUAAAGACACAGCAUACUGUGCUACUUUUCGACAAGAUGGUAGAUUGCUUGUGGCUGGCAGUGAAGAUGGUGGAGUUCAACUUUUUGAUAUAAGUGGGAGGGCUCCCCUCAGGCAGUUUGAAGGCCAUACAAAAGCAGUUCAUACAGUAGAUUUUACAGCUGACAAAUAUCACGUGGUCUCUGGGGCUGAUGAUUAUACAGUUAAAUUAUGGGAUAUUCCAAACUCCAAAGAAAUUUUGACAUUUAAAGAACACUCUGAUUAUGUGAGGUGUGGAUGUGCUAGCAAACUUAAUCCGGAUCUCUUUAUAACAGGAUCAUAUGAUCAUACUGUGAAGAUGUUUGAUGCACGAACGAGUGAGAGUGUUCUCUGUGUUGAGCAUGGGCAGCCAGUGGAGAGUGUCCUACUUUUCCCCUCUGGAGGUCUUCUGGUGUCAGCAGGAGGUCGUUAUGUUAAAGUCUGGGACAUGUUAAAAGGAGGACAAUUGCUAGUAUCUUUGAAAAAUCAUCACAAAACCGUGACAUGUUUAUGUCUAAGCAGCUCUGGACAGAGGUUACUCUCUGGCUCACUGGAUAGGAAGGUGAAAGUAUAUAGCACAACUUCCUACAAAGUAGUCCACAGUUUUGAUUAUGCAGCUUCAAUUUUGAGUCUUGCCCUUGCACAUGAAGAUGAGACAAUAGUUGUAGGAAUGACCAAUGGAAUACUGAGUGUUAAACAUCGGAAAUCUGAAGCAAAGAAGGAAUCACUUCCCAGAAGAAGAAGGCCUGCAUAUCGAACCUUUAUUAAAGGAAAAAAUUACAUGAAGCAACGGGAUGACAUUUUGAUUAACAGGCCAGCAAAGAAGCACCUAGAAUUGUAUGACAGGGAUCUGAAACAUUUUCGGAUCUCUAAGGCACUCGAUAGAGUUCUUGAUCCCACUUGUACAAUAAAGACACCCGAGAUUACGGUGUCCAUCAUAAAGGAGUUAAAUCGAAGAGGAGUCCUUGCAAAUGCGCUUGCAGGUCGGGAUGAGAAGGAAAUCAGUCAUGUUCUUAAUUUUUUGAUAAGGAAUCUUUCUCAGCCAAGAUUUGCCCCUGUUUUAAUCAAUGCUGCUGAAAUAAUUAUUGAUAUAUAUCUGCCUGUAAUUGGUCAGUCCCCUGUAGUUGAUAAAAAGUUUUUAGUACUUCAAGGACUUGUAGAAAAAGAGAUUGAUUACCAAAGAGAAUUGUUAGAAACCUUGGGGAUGAUGGAUAUGCUUUUUGCCACUAUGAGAAGGAAGGAAGGCACUUCUGUGUUGGAACACACAUCUGAUGGAUUUCCAGAGAAUAAGAAGAUAGAAUCAUAGUGUCUGCUAAAUAAGACAUAUAAGAACUCUGAAGUUGGAAUAGAUUUGACUGUAUUAAAUGUUGGCGAGAGACUCUCUUUGAUACAUUAAAAAAACUGUUUGCAGAAGCAGUUCUAUGGAAGAGACUGGAAUAAUUAUGGCCGGAAAACAAGUACCUGUUUUAAGUAAGACAUGGUUUUCCAUGUAAUAUUUUGAAUUAUAGCAUCUUCACCUAGAAGAUCUCAAUUGUCUUAGUCACAGAGUAGGUUUAUCUGGGAUGGAUAUUAAUUUUAAUACAGGAGUGUUCUGUAUCAACAUUUGGGUUGGUAUUCAGAUGGGAAUUCAAAUAUGAAUCCUCUCUGGAGAGGGUCCAACUGGGAAUCCUGCUAAAGGAGCAAAGCCUUGUAUUACCUCUGGAAGACAACAAAAACAAUUGGCAACAACAAAAAGCCUCUUUCUUGACUUUAAUCAGUGCCUUUGGGAUUUCUAGGCCCUUGCUUAGCUUGCUUCCUGUCUCCUUGAUAUCUACACUUGUCUUAGAUCACAUGCCCUGCUUCAGCUGGUAAUGGGACUGCAUCGGUUCCAAGUGUGGCAAGUAAGUGGUUGGCUCUGAAGAACUGACACUAGCUAGAUUUGUAUUCAGAGUGUGAGAGCAAGCUCUACAGAUAGACCUUAUCGGACUACUUUUUUUUUUCUUCAUGCAGCCUUUCUACCAAGUUUUCACCUUGUUUCAGGUCAGAGGAAUGAUAGAAUUUGUCAUUUUUCUUACAACAGCCUUUCAGACUAUUCUUCAUAUGUUUCAAGCUAAUCUUGUAGCUAAGCUACCUAAUCCUCUGAAAACUGUUUUCUCUGAUUUGUAUUUAGAUUCCUCCCCCCAUUAUUCACAAUCAUAUUGUAUUUCGGAACCCCAAUCCAGAGCAGUUUGCUUUGAAAAAUAGUUGUUUUUAAAAGUUUAAUGUAAAUAAUUAUUUUUUAGAAGUUUUUUUUUUUUUUUUAAAGACAGGGUCUCGCUUUAUCGCCCAGGCUGUAGUACAGUGAUGCAAUCUCAGUCCACUGCAACCUCUGCCCUCCCGGGUUUAAGCAGUUCUCCUGCCUCAGCCUCCUGAGUAGCUGGGAUUACAGGUGUGCACCACCACGCCUGGCUAAUUUUUGUAGUUUUAGUAGAGACGGGGUUUCACCUUACCGGGCUGGUCUAAAACUCCUGACCUCAAGUGAUCUACCUGCCUCUGCCUCCCAAAGUGCUUGGAUUACAGGUGUGAGCCACUGUGUCCAGCCUGUAACUAUUAUUUUUUUAUAAAGAGAAAUUCUUAUUUUCUUGGCUUUUUGAUGUAUCUGUUCCUGAUAGAUAAUCAUUGGCUAGUAACUCCUAGUACACUGAUUUCACAGUUGCUACCUCUUCUGCUUUUCUCUAAUUAUUACGCCAACUCAAGUAGUUAAAAAUCAGUAAGAAAAAUGUCUUGCGCUAGAAGAACCCAUAGAGGAAGAUUUUGUAAUGCGAAUCUCCUCUCAUAAUUUUAGUUCUGUAAAUUCAGGGGUUUUUUUUGUUUUUUUGUUUUUUUUAAGCAGAAAAAAUGCUUAAUAUGUUCCAGUAAGGGUAUUAAGUAAAAAUUAAAUAAACGUAUUAAGUUUAACAUAUUAAGUUAAUUUAACAUUUAGACUAACAUUAACAUUUAAAUUAAUAUAUUAAGUGAAUAUACUUAAUAUAUUCUAGUACAGGUAUGCUUGGAAAUAGGGCGUUUCCUUUUCAUGAAUUGAUUUCGUACAGCACAGUGGCUUAUAAGGAACCAGCAGUGUUUUUCCCUGAGUAAUUAUGAACUUAGUCAAGAUCAGAAGCUGGGUUUUGGGGUUGAGAAGAGUUCAUUUAUUUAAAUAAAGUUUCUAUUUAAAAACCUUUUUAAAAA
Molecule: messenger RNA, 3759 nt
Organism: Pan troglodytes (chimpanzee)
Lineage: Eukaryota; Metazoa; Chordata; Mammalia; Primates; Hominidae
Gene: UTP15
Product: UTP15 small subunit processome component
Exons: 13
Coding region: 323-1879 (518 amino acids)
Biological process (GO): positive regulation of transcription by RNA polymerase I; rRNA processing
Cellular component (GO): nucleolus
Molecular function (GO): protein binding
Source: RefSeq, a predicted model, not a curated record